AUGAAUGAUAGCGCGUCGAAGAGAACGAAAGUAGGCCUGAAAGAGCCCAUUGAUUCUGCAGCACGUCGCUACUAUGAGACUGCUUCCCGUUCAGUCAUGUCUCAGGACUCUCUAGUUGCAUCGCUUGAUGGGCUAGAAACCCUCCUGCUGCAAAGUCGGUAUCAUAUAAGCGUGGGACAAAUGGACACCGCGCGCUUGAUCUUUAAACGAGCUUCCCACAUAGCGCAUCUCAUGAAGGUACACCAGCAGGAUGAAUUAUUUGGCCCUCGAGCCGAGUCUCUUUUGUUCCAGAUCCUCUACAGUGAACGGUUCACGUCACUUAUGCUGGGACAGCCAUUCUCGGCUAUCGAUCAAACUUCUGCGGCACAGAAUGAAGUUUUGCAGAGCGUUACGCCACAAAUUCUGGAACGCAUCCAUGUUACAAUCUCUGAGCGCAUUAUUGCAAGAAAUCUACACAUUCAACAUGCUCACAGGCAUGGCAAUAUCCGCAAUGGUGGUGCCACUCAAGAUCAGGAAGAGAUAGAAAGCCUCGACCGUGAUUUGAAGAAUGCCGCGCGGGCACUUCCGACAACUUGGUGGAUUCCUCCCACCACUGAGGGUGCUGAAACAGAGGCAAGCAUAAUGGACAGAACUGCUAAGCUUCUGCUGCAAUCACAUCAAUACUAUCUUCUGAUCCUCGUGCAUCAGCCGUAUCUCCUUGGAGUUCUGCGUUGGAAUGCUUCCCAGACCCAACGGAAUUCUAUAGACCAGAUAUACAGCAAGAUGGCAAUCGUUUCUGCAAGCCGAGAAGUUCUUGCUCGCUAUCUCAUUCUCCGAAAACUCCACGAAUCGCCGUCCUACCGUGGCCUCGAUGACAAAGCUUUGACGGCUACAUUCGCACUUCUAUUAUCCCACCUCGAAGGGCACACUCUGGGGUCCGCAAAUCUCCUUGAACACCAAAGACCCCAAGAUCUCGGGAUCAUCGAUUGUGUGAUUGGCUGUAUUGACAAUCUUUCUCGUCGCAAUCAAGACUCUCAGGGGUCCGACCGUGCCAAGCUACUCAGGCGAUUUGUUGAGAUUGAGGCUGAUGCAGCUGAGGGUGACAAGUACAUACUCUGCAAUGACGCGGCGCCCGAUGAUACUCGAAUGAACCAUUCCGUGCGCGGACAGAGCCAUUUGGAAUUUGAUAUACCAUACUUUGGCACUAUGCAUAUCGUACAUCAGGCAUCGACCAGGUCCGACCGUGACGUCGAAUUUUCUACGAUUUCAAUGUCGAAUAUCGCACCAGAGUUAUAA
Molecule: messenger RNA, 1275 nt
Organism: Penicillium antarcticum
Lineage: Eukaryota; Fungi; Ascomycota; Eurotiomycetes; Eurotiales; Aspergillaceae
Product: transcription factor domain-containing protein
Exons: 1
Coding region: 1-1275 (424 amino acids)
Source: RefSeq, a predicted model, not a curated record